GAGAUGAAUCCUUUUAAUUUGUAUUAAUUAGUAUGCGUUAGACCUGAAAAUGUGUAUUUAAAAGUUGGGCUUUAGCCUUUAACAAAAUUGUGAUGUCGCGAAAACACCGUGGGCAGCUACUCUUCAAAAUGGCGAUUAAUGUCAUACGAAGAGCAAUUUAUCUGUCGAUUUUUGUAUUGCUUGUAGUUAUUAUCAAUAAAUGGGUAAUUUUUCAAAUAGAAGAUUCCGUAGUUAAAGCAAAGCUUUUAAGAUUCCAGUUUUCUUGCUGCAUUAUCACGAUGAUGACUUUUAUUAACUGUUAUAUAUGGAGGAACUUGUCAACAGUAUUAGAUUUCGGACACAGUUAUUCGGACUACAAGGAAUGGACAUUUUUAAUUAACCUUGCAGAAUUUCGCAAUUGGAAGCAGUAUACUGUAAAUUCGGCAUUGUGGAGAUUAUUUUUGGCUGUGAUACUCGUUUCUUCGUUAUUUUCAUAUACAACAUUUUCUUUUAUGAUCAGAACUAACCCAUUGAAAGUGUCAAUAUUUUUGUUUUUGUGCUUUGCAAUGACUGUCCAGUUAUUUUGUGGUCUCGUCAUUACUAAAUUAGCCACAUUGGUAUGGAGAUUUUGUCAUAGAGAUUUUAGUUAUCACACUGAACGUCAAAAUAAAACUAAGCAGUUUGUUAUACUUGCAUAUUCAUUGAUUGUUGUCACCGUUGGAUUUUACAACGCAAUGAAGCUCCCUGAUAUAAAAGAAGUUACAAUACCAGUGAAAGACAUGCCAAAGUCAUUAAAUAGAAUGACCAUAACAUUUGUAUCCGACAUUCAUCUUGGACCAACUACUGGACAGCAAUCCCUGGAGAGGAUAGUGAAUAUGAUAAAUUACCUCAACUCAGAUCUUGUGAUAAUCGGAGGUGACCUUGUUGACGGCCGUGUCAGCCAGCUGGAUGAUGCAGUGGAGUCCUUGAGCUGGAUAAAGGCCAGAUACGGGCAAUACUUUGUGACAGGGAACCACGAAUAUUACACCACAGAUGCACAUAACUGGAUAAAAAAGCUCAAGAGCCUUGGCAUUGAAACUCUUCAUAACUCAAACGUGAAGAUAUCUGCCCCCGGCUCCAAUGAUGCCAUAUGUCUUGCUGGAGUUGAUGACCCAACUGCCGAUCUCUAUGGGUUUAUGGACCACACGAUGGACUUGGACUCAGCCCUGAGGACCUGUGACCCCUCACAGUCAGUAGUACUGAUAGCACACCAGCCCAAGGUGGCCAAGAUAGCCCUUGACUCCAAAUACAGAGUGGACCUAGUGUUGUCAGGGCACACACAUGGAGGUCAAAUGUUCCCUCUGAUGGUCCCUGCAUAUUUUCUGAACCCCUUCCUGGCCGGUCUCUAUGCCUAUGGCCCAACAUCCCAUGUUUAUGUCUCCAUGGGAACGAUUUAUGGAACCAUUCCGAUAAGACUUGGUUCCGCUAAAGAGAUAACCAAGAUAACUCUUGUUACUGCUUAGAACAGACAUGUGUACACUGUAAUACUGUAUGUUGCAAAGAUGAUUUCUAAGUUUUUUUAAAUUUGUUAUCAAGUAGUUUUGAAAGGAAUUUACCAGAUUUAUAUUAUAGAUUAUUUUUUACAAACAAGAUAUUCACUAAAAGUAUACAUUAUUGUGCUAAUAAUGUAUAAUAAUCAUUUACUUUUAGACUGUUAUGAUUACAUUGUAUAUUUCUAGUAUGUCAAGGCCAUAACCUUGAGGUUCCUUGAUGAACAAUAGUGAGAAAUUUCAGUGCAUGAGAAAGUCAUUGAAUUUUACAAAAAUGGAAAUAGAUAGAAAUCACAUUUCAUUACAAAUUAAUUGUCGAUAAUAUACACAUCAAUCUUUGUGAAAUACAAAAUAAACAGAUAUUAUAUCCCAAUUAAAAUGACUUUGCUUUGAUUUUCAACAUAAUUACCAAUACACAAAUACAUAAAGAAAGUCUUAUUUAAUUCAUUUGCGUUUAAAUAAAUACUGUUUCUAAUGCUAUAUUUUGCAGUCAUUCAUUUUGGUCAAAGGAUCUUCUGUGUACAUCUUGUACUAAAUUUUGUCAUAAAAGAUUGUG
Messenger RNA from Dreissena polymorpha, 2064 nucleotides. RefSeq names its product transmembrane protein with metallophosphoesterase domain-like. Gene Ontology annotation, molecular function: hydrolase activity. The coding region runs from base 93 to 1481 and encodes 462 amino acids. Lineage: Eukaryota; Metazoa; Mollusca; Bivalvia; Myida; Dreissenidae. The record is from RefSeq and is a predicted model, not a curated record. The transcript is spliced from 5 exons.